CACGCCUCGUGAAAUCUUCUAUUUCCAAGCCCACGCUCGUGGCUUAGUGGUGUUUUGAACAGUAGCAGUUGUGCCAACAAUCAUGAACAGAUAGAGGUACUACAACACAGCCAUAUUGACCUUCCUUAUCACUCCUGGCCUUGUACCAUAGAGAAGUCUCAAAAUGUCGACGUUUUUCUCGCGGAGCACGGGGUCGGGACUUGGUUACCAAACCAAGUCCCACCUUGGCCACAUGCAGAGCCAUAGUCAGCUGUACUGCGGACCAAGGUCACCAGAACCGAUGGAAACAACUGUUCCGAUCACGGUUGGAGGGUAUUCAUCUAUUACGCGAUUAGAGGGUGCUAUCUUUCCAGCACACUGUCACUGCUGUGCUAUAUUUCUUAUUCUUUCUUAUGUCCCUUAUCAUGAGAAUGAAGAGAUUUCAGAUUCAACAUUUAGUUUUGAAAUUGAACUACCACAUGAAGUUCAAAAAACACCCACCCUUACUCACACCGUCGCAUCAAUACCAGGUACGAAGACCAGAAUUCUCUUGGCAACACCAACCUGGUAAAUUCCUAUUUCGUCGGCGAGCGAGGUAGAAGUCCAGAAAAAGCAAGGACCAAAAUCAUGAAUGUCAGACAUCAAGACUCGACCAUAACCACCAAAGACCGCGCACUAUCACGGGAACUCAAAGCUACCAAGCAGAGGUUUGGUUUUGUGGCGAAUGCUAGUAACACCCACAAUACGAACACCGGGUUGAGGAAAGUAGCCAGGCAAGAAGCGGGAACUCUGAAGGAUGCGAGGAUGCCAUUGGGAGGUGUGGAGAGCAGAGGUGGAAGUGGUAUGAACUUCUUGUCACCGAUGUGAUCGUGAGCAAGAUCGUAUCGACUUUGUUGACAAGUUUCAAAGGGAAAUUACCUCAUUGCAGCUACAUCAUAGUUUGAAGAAUAUCGCUGUGUUAUUAUUUCAUUGUUGAACAAAAAGCGACCUCCUCAUAUCUAUCUACCUCUCUUCUCUCUACCACAUCACAGUUGGGUCCCACGAUCAUUACCAAGAAGACAGUGGUCCUGUGACGGUGAUGGUGACAGUACCACCGCAUGGCGAAGUCGCAAAAAUUGCGGUAGAGAGGCCUACAGUCGGAGACGUCAAAGAAUUUUUUUCGCAGUAUGGCGACAAUUUUUUUGCCAAUAUCCGACGACGAGAAACCUUCACUGCACAAGCGAAUUACUUGGGGCAUUCGAGUAUUUAAGUUCUUUGAUUAUACUGGAGGGUAUCUAUUAAAGACGACUACUGGAAGAGGAAAAACAGUAACAGUCUGACUGCUGAGACUUCGUCAGGAGGUAGGACCUCAAGUAAAAGAGCCUCAUUUAGGUAGAAGCACUAGAAAGAUCAUCACCAUUUCGCAUCAUCGUCCACAUUUCUCUCCACCAGAUGUGACCCUGAAUCAAGUGAAGAUCCCGGUAGCAUGUAUCCGAGUGGCUCCUGCGGACAGCCCUGACCUAGAGCUAGGAGACGACAGGCACCUUGCAGAGUGCGAUUUUCGAGUGGCGGUGUCACGGAGGACGAUAGAUUUCGGGUCCCACGAUCUCUUCACGCUAGACGACAUCGAUGAUUGCAGAGUACUAGCAAAGUUUUACUUUGGUUGAGGUUGGGGCAUUACCGUAAUGGAGGUAAUCUGUCAGUUUACAACUAGAAUUUUUCUCCUCGAGGAAGACAUCUAAUAUUCAAUACGUCACCCACUAGCUAUUACUUCAACUUGUUUCGUGAUCACGUUGGCGUCCCAUUGAGUUCCAGUUCCCCAAUCCAUCAAAAAAAAACAAGGUCUUCCUCUACCAAAACGUUGGCGAACAAGAAUUGAACCGACUAACGGUCGAUACUGACGGCCAGAAGUGCUCCACUCUGCACAAGCUGAUUAAGAGGAAGCGAGCUAAUGCGUGUCUAGCAAUGCUCGAAGACACUGUGAGGCUCAGGAAGGAAACCCUCAACCACUCACCAGACAUGGAGACGGCCCUUAUGGUAUACUUAUUCUGGUUACCUGCAUUCAUAGCUAGUAUGCAGAUUUCGUUCUUAUUCUUUAAGAACCAACUUACUAGCAAACUAGACAAGCACGCCCGUAUUGAAGCAAAAAUGAGAAAUUUCAAAGAUCUUUUUCAACAUCCACAAAUUUCCCCAGGCCGCCUGUCGUAACGGUCUCUCGCAGAUUUGUCUGGCGAUCUUAGAACGUGCAGAUUUCGGAGGCUUGAACAAUGGCGAAAUGCACUUCAAGAUUAUGAAGAGAGAAAAUCCUAGACAAGACUGGAACUCAAUAUUUUCAUAAUUUUACAUCUCGUCCUCCAACUACAACACUUCUGGCACUUCUUUAAUGAAUCAAUAGGUUUUACAUGACAAUCACCUUCUAAUCUCCAAGACCCAAACUUCGUGCCACGAACUGACGUCUCCGAACUGAAGUCUCUGGAAGGCUCCGUGCAGCCAGACGGCGGCUUUUCAGCAUUGGAUUUGGCCUGUAUGCAUGGAUUGGAGGAGGUGGCCUGCUAUAUAUGCACGAGAGAGGAUUUUUUGGAGGUCAACAACAUCUCACCAGGGAACUACACCUCUCUGAUGCACGCAGUUAGGAAUGAUCUGCCAAAGGCAGCAGUUGCGAUAUUGAAGAGACCGGACUUUCGAGUUCUGAAGGCAAGGAAUACGCAGGUAGCCUUCCCCUUCUAGUAGGUUGGUUCUUAGAAUUAGAUGUUCAUGAUCUAUCUGCAUGGAUGCUGUAUCAAUAAAAGUUUCCUUUCCAGAAAUCACUUUCUUAUCGAACAACACCAAAUUUCCGAACGACCCUGUGCUAGAUGUAAUCCCUCUCAAUGAAGUCAAUGUCUCCAAACCAACAAACUGCAGGCAAUCGAAUGCACAGCCUAUCAGAUGGCGAAGAAACGGGCACAGAGGCCGUACAAGCUACCGCAGCACGACCCAGAUAGGAAGGAGGAGAUUUUGAGCAAGUGUGAGGUUUUCGCGAGUGUCUGUCGCUUGAUGGAGAAGCACCCAUCAUUCUCGCCAGACAUGAGCAAUGCGUUCACAAGGGACAAGUAAAUGGAGGAUGGUCUGUGCCUGUUCUUAGCAGGGAUCUUCUAUUAGAAGGUGUAGGUUUCAAGAUGCGAGGACUUUUAGAAUUAGAUACGAAAUUAAUCUGCAUAAAGUUUGGUGGAACUGGAAGUUCAUCGAUUAUGGAUGCAUAUGCAUAGCACUAAUAAUAUGGCCAUGCGACAUGAUGUCGAGCUCUCUUUUCAUCCCAUAAUAAUAAUUAUCGCAUACCGCGUUAAACAUCAGGAAUCUCUUUGAACUUGAAGAAAUGUAACGCAAAUAAUCGCCACAAGAAAAACAAAAAACUUACUAGGCUAAAGAACAGAAAAACAAACUACAUUCACACUCAACACUAUCUGAUAGAAGAAUCAACAUCUUCAACGACUACAGUUUACUCUUUUUAACUAGAUGGUCUAAAAAGUAAGCAUCGCCUUACUCAUCUGUAACUGUAUAUAUGUUUACAAUCAGUUGUGCAGAUGAAUCAACACAAGCACGGCCGAACUGUAUAGAAGAUUGCCUUAUUCUUGCUCCAGCCAUGUAGCACAGGCAAGGGGAUUGGAAAAUCAGGAACAAAUUCUCAGUCAAUGUAUAGAAAAUGAACAGCGAGCAGGGAAGAGUCAACAUCCAUAUUCGGCACACCGUGAACAUAAAUUGGCGCCGCGGUACGCAAACCUACACUUGUCACAAACUAGCCAACUUAACAAAAUUCUGGCAACGAUGAAAUUCAUUUUUUCGCCUAUUUUUGAUUUUGAACAUUCAAUGACGCAAAUCAUGCUGCGCAUGAGGAGUGUGGAAAACAAAAUAAUGUAUUGGUUUAUGUUGAACUUGUACUUGAACCGGUGAGCACGACUACGAGGACAACGGCGGGGGAAAGUAAUCUUCACAUGAGGCAAGAAGGGCAAC
Molecule: messenger RNA, 3945 nt
Organism: Amoebophrya sp. A25
Lineage: Eukaryota; Dinophyceae; Syndiniales; Amoebophryaceae
Source: the annotation of a GenBank genome assembly